Paramuricea clavata is the source of this 4672-nucleotide messenger RNA. Lineage: Eukaryota; Metazoa; Cnidaria; Anthozoa; Malacalcyonacea; Plexauridae. The record is from the annotation of a GenBank genome assembly.
AGCACAAACAAAGGUCUUCUGCAGCCAAUUGUUGUUGCUAGGAGUGGUGGAAAACCUGCACCAAAUGUCCCAUCACCUGGUCAGCAGGUCAGUAAAUUAUUUACACAGUUAUUGUAAUUAUUAUAUGGCUUUUCAAAAUUCUCUAUUCUGAUUGGUUGACAAGCGGUCCGUAAAAACCCGUAUCCGGACCGUGGUCCGUAUUUUCCGUAUCUGGACCGGUGUCCCGGAUGUCGUUUAUCUGGCGGGAAAUUUUUGCUUUGCAAACAGAAAAAAAUUUUGCUUUUUCAAUUUUCAAUUGUGCUUUACAGAUAAAAAUUUCAAACAACCAAAUUGUUUUUGAUUGAGCAUGCAUGCCUACCGUAUAUUGUUACCCAGUGAAACUGACGAUAGCUGAUUUAAUUCGCGCGAAAAGCAUAUGCCCACAGACUCAGUUCAGCCAUUGUAAUAAACCAAUUAAUGACCUCGCCUGUUCGGUCUGUACCGUGAAAUAUCAGACCUCUGUUUUUUGCAUGGACGUCGCUUGGUCCAUACUAAAAAACCUCUGUCUGAUAUUUCACAGUAAAGACCUCACGCUCGGUCAAUAAACCGUUAUUAUCACUUUAUGUUAAGCCCAGGUUACAUGUGCGAACGGGUCAAUCAUAUUUCUAGUGAGUCAGUAUUAUUUUGUGUUCAACCACCGUUGUUCGUUCCAUUUUAAUCCCAAAUUUUUUUCCGUAAAUUUCUCCACAUUUUAGCUAUCAUUCUUCAUUUUUAACGUGGGAUAUAUAAGAUGUGCCCUACCUUUAUUUAGAGCAAAGAUCUACGCACGUUACAGCUGUUAACCAAACCAGAACACCCUGCUUCACGAGAUAUCUUGAAAGACAAGUAUGGCGUCGCUUUACCGCAGAUCCAGGAGAAAACGGAAACGGGAAUAAUGAAACAAAAGAUUGUCACUGGUUGUACAGUAGAGCCUCUGGCAACAUUGCCUCGUUCUAACAGAGUCGACCCUUCUGUAAGUUGAUGAAGUGCAAAAAGCAAGGGCUAGAGGGGUAUUCGUGCAUGGCUGCGCACCCACUACUGUAAACGAUUUUACAAUUUGCAUAAAUCACGAAAAAUUUUCAAAUUGCAUAUAAAUCACGAAAAUUGCAAACACCUCCAGAAAAUUCGUUAAGAUAAGUAGAAAACUAGUUAAAACAUCGCAUCCUGUCUUUAUCUGAUAUACAAACUCGCCUUCAGCUCGAGUUUGUAUAUCAGGGGCCUGUUGUAUAUAUAAAACUCUUAAUCACUUUUUUAAUCACUAUUUUGUAGUUAAAUAGUGAUUAAAUCUCAAAUACGCGUCUCUUAUUGGAUGACGUUUCCACUAACUAUAGUUAACUUUAAUCACUUUUUUAUACAACCGGCCCCAGAUAAAGAUCGGAUGCGAGUUUUUUAACGUGCUUAAAAAACGACCAAUCUUAUGAGUUCAUUGGCGAAGUAAUUUUAAAGAUAAACAUUGUCUAAGUCGAGAAAAUCAAAGCUGUUCAAGUUUAUAUGUGAAUGAACAUGAUUUUUAUCGCAUCUAAAACCACUGACACGGUUGCGAUUUCCUUUGUCUUUGUCUUUGAGAAUAUAAAACAGUUUAGAAAGGUCAACAAGGAGCAAUACAGCUUGGUGAAGUUCACGAUAUUUGUUGUUUAUAUUUGUUUACGAAUUAAACUUCAAUUGUUCUCGUACAUUUCCUAGAAAACGCCGCCUCCUGUUUCUGAGAAUGAUGCAAGAAAAGGAAUUCUUAGUCUCCUGGAAAGAGGGCUUAUUCCGGUAAACAUUCAUCAUGACCGCUCUGCUCAUGUGUGGUGCAUUGCUAAUGUGUUUUGGUAGAACUUUAUACUAAAAAAAACCCUGAAAUAAAUCAAUCUGUUUUGUUUCAAUUUUUUAGCCUGCAGCAGAACUGUCAUUGGAACCAUCGCCAGUUCGUCACCAUCAAGCAGUGGUGAGUUUAAAUAUGUAGUUGGUUGCAUGUCUUCAACAGUGAGCUCCUCCUUUUUGGACUCAACCUGAGUCCAGAAAGUGAUGCCAAAGAGACGGAAAUUGAAGAGUCCAGAGUGCAGGGCUUGAAGUAGCGGGUUGCCAAAGGCCAAAAGCAGGCCAUAUUUUAGAAAUGGCAGGCAAAAACAAAUUUGACCUGCCAAGUCAAAAUAAAAAUGGCAGCAAAACUUUGCUGACCUUAUUUUAAGCUAGUUUCAAGCCUGAAACUCAACGGUUGUUUUCAUUUAUGUGUCUUAACAGUUACAUGAUCCAAAAGAACAAUACACGAAGAGCAUUGCGGUGGCACCUGAGGAGUUUUACGGAGGUACUAAAUGUCACCCAUGAUGUCGCUAAACUUUUACGUGCUUAUUCUGCGUGCUCAUUUCUUAAUUUGUACAUUAUUCUUGUUUCAGUGGGAGGCUACAAUAUUGCUGCUGUAAAGGUAGGGAUUUGUACCUUUCAAAUCUUAAAUCUUGAAAUCUUGUUUGAAAUUGCAAUUAAGAACGGCUCAACGAAGAGAAAAAGGUUGGGUAAACAAAAUUUGAGUGAGUAAAAGGUUGGGUAAAUGAAAAACAAAACAACUCAAGGGUUGGGUAAUAAUAAUUUAUUGGUUAAUAAUUAUUGCUGCAAUUAAAUUGUUUUAUCUUUUUGACACAGGUUGACCAUACAAAUGCAAUAAUCGCGAAAGAGACGUCUCUAGCUGAACGUAAGAGAAAGAAACUCGAUCAUUUUCGUGAUGCCAGUCAGGUACGAAGUGUAAUUGUAUGUUGGUUAAUACUUCCUCCCAUUAAAAUAUACAUUAAAAACUUUACAGCUUGAAAACUUUACGUUAAAUGUAAUGCGUGCGUUUGUUUACGUUUGUUUUUGCUUAGGGCUGGACAGAUAAUUCAGUUCUACGAACUCCUCCGCGAGAUAUCAAUGCGAUACUGCCUGUGAGUAGUUGUACUUUGAAAUAGGUGUUGGUGAAGUUUUAGUUAAGAUUUUAUGCAAUGACAUGAUGACGUCAUGAUCAUAUAAUGAUGUGAGUGUUCAUUAAUACAUAAUAACCAAUAUGUUAGGAUAGACUUGAUGACGUCAUGACCAUGUAAUGAUGAUGUCAUGUUCAUGUCAUAAUGACGUCAUGAGGAUGGGCGGUACUAUUAAGUGAUGGGCACUGCCGCCCGCUGCCGCCCACCGUGGGCAGAACCCUGAAGGAUUUAAGUGAAAUUCAGAUUUGCAAACCUGAAGUCCAACUGGGAUAUUCUUAUGUAAUAUGUUUUUAAUAAUAUUUAGCUUCCAGCGCCAGUACCCACGCCAUCCAGCGAGAUAAAAGCUUCGCAUAAAUUUGUCAUUCAAAAUGGACGAACUCGAUCAACUUCACAGGUGAGUUUUAACUCUAGCCAUAUAUAUGUAGCUUAAUAUUCAUGGAGACGCUAUACAGUAAGUGAUGGCAUAAGUCUGAGGGACACUGAUGGAUAAAGCAACCAGCUAUAAAAUGAUGAUGUUUGAUUAAAUAAUUGCAUUGCAAGACUAAAGUCUGGUUUACACUAUCAAGUUUACACGAUCACAGUAGGAAUUUUGCAUUGGUAAAUUUGAAGAAUUUGUAAGAAAUGUGUGAGGGAACUGACUUAUUGUUUAACACUAAACCAGUUCUCUCAAACAGUUCUUACAAAUCCUUCAAAACUGAGAGUUUACCCAAUGCAAAAUUCCUACUGUGAUCACAGAAACUUUGAUAGUGUAAACCAGUCUUUAUAACACUCAGUAAGUUCCCUCAAACAUUUCUUACAAAUCCUUCAAAAUUUAGAAUUUACCAAUGCACAAUUCCUACUGUGAUCACAGAAACUUUGAUAGUGUAAACCAUCCUUUAUAACACUCAGUAAGUUCCCUCAAACAUUUCUUACAAAUCCUUCAAAACUUAGAAUUUACCUAUGCAAAAUUCCUACUGUGAUCACAUAAACUUUGAUAGUGUAAGCCAGGUUUAAAGUUGACUUAUUAAGCUCCACAUUGUAUUGUCAUCUUUUUAGGAUUUUGCAGACUUCAAACGCCAUUACUGUUUAUCAUGGGGCAGGUCAGUUUAUUUUUUCGUAUCACCUGUCAUCUCAAGUUAUAGUUCAGAUAUCAUAUGCAUACCAUGUACAGUUAUAUAUACAUGAACUUGAGGUUAGAGCUCGACGACUGGCCUCUGUAGCUCAGUUGGUUAGAGUGCUGCAUGGGAAUCGCCGGGUCGCAGGUUCAAUUCCUGCCAGAGACCUAAAGUUGCAUUUUUUGCAGCUGUCCCUGGUUAGGUCUAAGAAAUAUAUGUAAAUUUCCACUCGAUAAUUUCUAUCUACAAUACUGUAGUACUUUCAACCCAUACCAUAUUAAACCUGCAGUCGUUACAAAAAUCUCUCUAAUUGCAAACAUUAUGUUCUCUAGCAUUUUGACUCUGAUUCUGAAGUUGGAAAAAAUAAUGCGAAACUAUUCCGUGCCACUAGCAAUCAUUGACGGAGACAGGUACAGCACUACUAAUAUCCAUGAAUAGCGUUAUUGGAAUUAUUUGCGUAGUGUACGAUUAUGUAUAAAUGAUAUAUUUCGUAAUAUUUUUCUCGCAUGAAUUUGUAAAAUACUGUAAUGUGUGACUUGAUAGAAUCAUUUAACCAUUCUUUUUAUGAUAUUUAGACUAGCGGACCUCGCAUUGGUGUUUGAACUGGAGGAGAGGCCGCAGUUAGAA